CAUGCGUUCACCCGAGUUCAGCUCUAGUUAGGGAGAGACAGGAACUGAUGUGCAGUCAGUUUCCUCACCUAUCCGAGCGCGAGAGCACCACAGACCGCGCGUCGAGCGCGUUCUCUCUGUUUCCAGGGGUGUUUCUGCCUUUUCCCACACAGCACACACACAGUCAACCCCGGAGCUGUUUACGCACUGAACAUCCACUCGCAGUUGCGAUCAGUUUGUGCGGGUCCUAUUAAAGUGAUUUUGAAAACGACAAGGAUCAGAACGAGGCUGAAGCAUCUUUAAGAGCGCGCGCAUCUCCCUGAGAGCGCGAGCAACAUAUGUGCUGCCUCUGAAGACUCGGUAUAGCACCUCUGUGUGUCUGAAAAACGCUUGAAAAAACGUUUCACCCGAACGCUGAAAACUUUAAAGGAAUAUUUAUGAGCAUUUGAGUGGAUUUUCUGUCAGUAACACUAAGUAAUACUCGUACUUUUGGAGAUAUUUAACGGACGGAAUACGAAGUGAACGCUGCGUUCCGAGGGGAUUGCAUUUACGCUCCUUCAGUUAUACGGUUCUUCUGUGCGGACGGAAGUUUCUGAGUUUUCUGACGAAAAAUGGGCAUAACUGGUUAUUUUGAGCUGCAGUGGAAAUGCCUGGUUAUUGUGGCUCUAAGACUGCUGUUCCUUGUGCCCGCAGGAGUGCCAGCGAGAAGCGGAGACUCUUAUUUAAAGGACAACAUCACUGUCAGACAGGGAGACAGUGCUGUCUUGAAGUGCAAUGUUGACAACAAAGUAUCACGGGUGGCAUGGCUCAACCGAACCACUAUUCUCUUCACAGGGAAUGAAAAAUGGUCGUUGGACCCCCGGGUGGUCCUACUAAACACAGCAGCCACUGAAUACAGUAUAAAAAUCCUAAACGUGAACUUAUACGACGAGGGACCGUACGUAUGUUCUAUCCUCACGAACAAGAAACCAGAAUCGACAAAAGUGCACCUCAUUGUACAAGUUCCUGCCAGGAUUGUAAACAUAUCCACAGAUGUUUCAGUGAACGAGGGCAGUAAUGUAAGCCUUGUGUGUCUGGCCAUCGGAAGACCUGAACCCACCAUUUUGUGGAAAUUCCGUUCUUCAAAAGGUAACAGAAUCAUUACCGAGGGUGAAUAUGUGGAAAUGACUGGAAUCACCAAAGACAUGUCCGGCUCGUACGACUGCAUCACCUCGAACGACAUCUCGCCUCCAGACGUGAGGACUGUUCAGGUUACUGUAAACUACCCACCUGUCAUUUCACGAGCUCAGAGCACAGGAACGGCCGUCGGCCAGAAAGGAGUUAUGUGGUGCGAGGCGUCUGCGGUUCCUCUGGCGGAUUUUCAUUGGUAUAAGGGGGAGCGCAGACUCCUCAAUGGAUUCAAUGGGGUCAAGAUUGAAAACAAGGGUAAACAGUCCAUGCUAACAUUCUUUAACGUCUCCGAAGAGGAUUAUGGGAACUACACUUGUGUGGCCAUGAACACGCUGGGAAUAACAAACGCCAGCAUUAUUUUGUACGGCCCUGGAGCGAUACACGAUAUGAACAACGCAGCCUUAUCGCCAACCAGCUCAUUCUUGCUUCUAACUCUGGUUUUAACUCUCUCGGUCCUCAGCAAGUUUUGAUGCUAAAGCAGCGCGUCCGCUUCUCCAUCCAAACACAGACUCACAGUCCCACACUCAGAGAAGGAGAGUACUUUAUCGGUUCUUAUCAUCAUCAUCACCAUUUAAAUAGGGUUUUCCUUAUGUUUUAUUUCUGAAGGGAAGUGUCAGUGUGGGUUUAUGGGUCUGUAGUAAGAUGCUUUGGGAUUUAACCGUGUUUUGAAACAGUGAACUGGACUGUGAAUGGAGUCAGUUUGUUAGCUGGGUAGAAAUAAUAAUAGAAUCACUGUAUGUGUCUCUCCAACCUUUUGUAUGUGAAAAGAGAAGCAGAAAUUCAUGUAAUUGUGAAUAACUGAAUGGUUUUUUGCUCAGUAUUGAACAGUGUGAAUUGAGGUUAAUGGUGUGUCCUGUUUUCCUGUAAAAUAACAUGAUUUUCUUUCUCUUUUUUUUAAAAAUAAUUGCUAAAAAUGACAAACAGCAAAAAAGAGAAAGAAACA
Rhinichthys klamathensis goyatoka is the source of this 2092-nucleotide messenger RNA. RefSeq names its product opioid binding protein/cell adhesion molecule-like (gene opcml). NCBI's taxonomy places the organism in Eukaryota, Metazoa, Chordata, Actinopteri, Cypriniformes, Leuciscidae. The record is from RefSeq and is a predicted model, not a curated record. The transcript is spliced from 7 exons. The coding region runs from base 591 to 1619 and encodes 342 amino acids. Gene Ontology annotation, cellular component: neuron projection.